CAGAGAAUAAACACAUUUUGUAAAACGUUAUUUAUUAAACAACACAAACACAUUAUCGCUUAUAAAAUAGAUUCACAUAUUUCCGAUAUUUCUACUAGUUGGAAAGUAUAUCGAUAUAUAACAAAAAUCACUGAAAAUGAAAUUCCAGUUCGAAUUCAUUCGAUCAGCAGCGCUGUUCUUUCUAUCGACACACGCAUUAACGAUAGAGAAGCGGCCAGAGUCGUCGCUUCUUUUGCCGGACACCACGCCGCUUGGCCGUGAGAAACGGGCAUCUGGAAAUGUUGUCCAAUUUUCAAUGGACAAUGAACUGAGCUCGAGCGUGGAUUGGAAAACGGUGGAUAUAGCUAAAGAUGACGUGUGUUACAAUUCACGUGCUAGCUUCCCAUGCGGAGAUAUAAACAAAUGUCCGACGGCGGUUGCCAGCGGUCAAGCGGUUCCAACAAACUAUCGGUCCACCUGCCCAUGGUACUACGAGGCCGAACACGAUCCCACCCGGUUCCCGACGACCAUAAUGCAGGCGCGAUCCCCAUGUAUCUACUGCAUUGGCUCUCCGAUCAAUGAGUGUGUACCCGUUUCUCAGAAUACAACGGUCUUACAGAAAUCCGCCUCCCCUUCACCUGACGGUAGCUACAUUUUUUACGAACGCCAGGUCACUGUGACAGUGGGAUUUACGUGUGCCGGGCCAAGAUUAGCUGAAAAUGCAGCAACCACCCAAGCGCUCACCAAAACCACCACCAAAGCGCCUGCAGAGGACAUUCCAUGGGCAAAAUAAGGCGGACCGGAAAUAUUAAACCCGUUCGAAUAAAACUCGUGCAUUAUAAUCUAGUCAAUCAUUUCAACACAUUAUUUGAAAUUAGGGGAACCGUAAUGAGAUUCCAUUUUACCCGUGAAGACAUAUCAUCAAGUAACAUUACGAUUGAAAACGUGGUGUGUAAAGACAGUGCGACAAAUGGGACCAACAAAGGACUUUUUUAGUCGCUUGAUAGGUUUGAAUUAUAAGCAAACUAUAAUUCCCUUUACUUAAUUCAUGUGUUGUUUUACAAGCGUGCGGUUGUUUAGUUGGCCUAUACAACGAAAUCAGUAUUAUGCAUUUUUACAUUAAUUGUUUACACAUUUCAAUGUUAUUUUAUUUUGCUCAUAGUUAUGCUCAUUCUCUUGCACGGUAUUUAUGAAGAAUUGGUUUACAAAUUACAUAUUAAAGUUACUCACUUGUAAAUAUUACAUUAUUAUUUAUUAUUUUUGUCAUUAUAAUGGUUAAAGUGAACA
This is a messenger RNA of Dreissena polymorpha, 1266 nucleotides long. RefSeq lists its product as uncharacterized. Bases 137 to 772 code for a protein of 211 amino acids. Gene Ontology annotation, cellular component: extracellular region. NCBI's taxonomy places the organism in Eukaryota, Metazoa, Mollusca, Bivalvia, Myida, Dreissenidae. Gene Ontology annotation, molecular function: cytokine activity. The record is from RefSeq and is a predicted model, not a curated record. The transcript has 2 exons.